Meloidogyne enterolobii is the source of this 3105-nucleotide messenger RNA. NCBI's taxonomy places the organism in Eukaryota, Metazoa, Nematoda, Chromadorea, Rhabditida, Meloidogynidae. The record is from the annotation of a GenBank genome assembly.
AUGUUUUAUCUUUUAAAACUUUAUUUAUUUCUUCUCCCAUUUUUUGUUCACCAUUGCUCAGCCGAUGUAAUUGGUUGUGAGGGUUUCGUAAAACUAUUUACUUCCCAAGGAAAUUUAAAAUAUGAGGCAGAAUGUAAUCCGCAAAAUGGAUAUUUUCUAAUUCCAAUUUACAAUAAAGGAAAAUAUUUGGUUAAAAUUAUUGCCCCUGAUGGAUAUAUUUUUGAACCAAAAUUUUAUGAAAUUGAAAUUGGCAGCAACGGGGGAUGUUCUGAGGAAUUAAAUUUUAAUUUGGCUGGACUUAAAAUUUCUGGCAGAAUUUUAAAUGGGGAAGAUUCUUCUUUGGUUUUGGGUCUUUUUAAACAAGAAAAUGGAGAAUUAGUUGAGAAGACUAUUGUCGAUAAAGAUGGAAAUUAUAAUUUUGUUACUUGGCCAGGAAAAUAUGUUAUUUCACCCUUCAGUGGUUCUACAAAAUGUUUAAGCCAAGGCAGCAUUAAAAUUGAGGUUGGAACAACGCCAUUUAUAAUAAAGCCUGACUUGCGAAUUGAGGGUUAUAGUUUAGAAGUUAAUGUUGUGGACGAAAAAGGAGAUCCAUUUUUAUCGACAAAUGUUGUUUUACAAUCAGACAAUCAAAUUAAGUUUGAAAAUCUUCCUUUGAGUGCUGAACAACCGAUUACCAUUAAUGAAGGUCAAAAAUGGUUCUAUAAAUUUAAUACCAAUUCUUCCGGCUCUACUUUAAUUAAUUGUUUGCCUCCAGGAAAAUACAUUAUUAAUGCUGGACAAAAAGUCUUAAAUUUUGGUGAAGCUAAUUUCCAAGAGGAAUCUGUUGAAAUGAAUUCUAAAACGACGAAGGUCACAAUAUCAGUUAAAUCUUUUAACCUUAAUGGUAUUGUAUUUACUGCCAAACAAGCACCUUUGCAAAAUGUAACAAUUAAAUUGGAUGGGGAAUUUAAUACAAUAUCUGACGAAAAAGGAAAAUUUGUUUUGGCAAAUGUUUCUCCUGGAAAGCAUGUUUUGGCUGUGGAAAAAGAACAUUUUGAAUUUAAUGAAUUAAAUUUUGAUGUUUCUUCAAAAACAAAAAAAUUAAUUAAAUUCUUUCCAAACAGAAUAGCAGUUUGUGGACAAAUUUUGUCUGCCGAUGAACUAGAAAAAAUUUCUUUUAAAGUUUAUUCCCUCGAUGAAAAUAUUUUUAUUGAUGGUGUUGUAACAAAUUUUGAAGGGAAAUUUUGUAAGAUGCUUACACCAGGAAAAUAUACAAUUACGCCAAUUUCUAAAUUGCUUCUUUCACCAAGUAAAGUGGAAAUUGAUUUAAAAGAAGAGCCGAUUCUCGAAUUAAAAUUUACUCAACACAAAUCAAAAAUUAGUGGAACAAUCAAUUGUUUUAAAAAAUGUGGAAAAAUUUCAAUAAAACUUUUUGAUGAACAGGGAGAAAUUGUGGAUGAAUUUGUUGAUACAAAAGGGGAAUAUUAUUUUAGUGACGUGCUACCAUCAAAAUAUACAGUAAAAAUCUUUGACGAACAAAACUUUUUGUGGGUUGAAAGUGAAAAGAAUAUAAUUGUUGAAGGUGAUGAUAUUAUAGGGUUAGACUUUAUACAAAAAGGUUAUUUCUUGGAAAUUAAAUCAUCAAAAUCAGCACUUUUGAAAUAUUGGCCUGAUACAAAAGAAAGCCCAAAAAAUGAAGAAUUUCAAUUAAAAGAAGGGGAAAAUAAAAUUUAUUUUAAAGAAGAAAAUAAAUAUUAUUUUUCAAUUGAAUCUUGCCAUGAAUUUAGAAUUGAAGGGAUUGAUGAACAACAAAAAUAUUUUAAUAUUCCUUCAAAUAUUCCUUUAAUAUUAACUGCUGUAAGUUCUUCUGUUUCUACUUUUGUUCAAACUGAUGUUGAAGAUAAUACUCUUGAAAUGAAUUUAAGAGAGAAACCAACCAAUGAAGAACAAAGUCUUCAAAAAGUUUAUUCAACAAAUAAAGGCAAAAUGUUUCUCUUUUCAUUAAAUAAUUCUAAAAUUGGAAAUAAAUAUCAAUUUAUGCCAAAAUCUAAUAAACUUUUGUUUAUGCCAAAAUUGGUGGAUUUUGAAUUUAAUGGGGAAUGUGAGGGUGUAGUAGCUUCAUUUAAUAGCCAAAUUGGGAAAUUUAUUAAAGGAAAAGUGGAACCUUUAGUUGAAAAUGCUUUUGUGAAAGCAAUACAUAAAACAGAUGAAAGUGAUGUGUUGACAACUAAUACAGACAAUAAAGGAUUGUUUAGUAUUGGACCUGUUUGGAAAGAAGAAGAUUUUUCUAUUGAAAUAAUCAAGGAAGGCUUUAUUUUUGCUAAAAUGCCUGACUAUCCCAACAGCUUUACUUCAAUUAAAUUAACACAACUUCGAAUACAAUUUUUGGAAGAAAAGACAAAUAAACCUCUUUCUGAUAUUUUAGUUUCGAUUAGUGGAGGAUCAAAUUUUCGUUCAAAUAAUAUUACAAACGAAACUGGACUUUUGAAAUUUAUUGGAUUGAUGCCUGGAUCUUAUUUUAUUCGUCCAAUUUUACAAGAAUAUAAAUUUAAUUCGAGUUCUUUUUCUUUUCAAAUAAAUGAAGGAGAAGAAAAAGAAUUAAUUUUGGAAGCAAAAAGAAUUGCUUACAGUGCUUUUGGAAAAGUUUCAACAAUUGGAAGUAGACAAUUUAAAUUUCCAAUUCGUGUUGAGGCUAUUUCUGUUGGAUGUGAAAAUCAUCAGGAAGAAGAUUUGAUAGAUCAACGUUCUGGUGAUUUUCGAAUUAAAGGACUUAAACCUCAAUGCAAUUAUCAAAUUUCUUUAAAAAAUUCUGAAGGAGGUGAUAGUAUUCCUGCCUUUCCUUCUUUCUUUAAUUUCAUUGUUGGAACAGAAAAUAAAAAUGAUAUAAAUUUUUCAAUUUUACCUUCUGACCGUCCAUCUCCAAUAGUUAUUGGAGAAAUUGAAAUUGAGCAAACAAAAAAUUCUAAUGGAUUUAGAGUUGUUUUAUUAGAAGAUAAUAAUGCAAUUAAUGAACAAUUAAUUAAAAGUCAUUCUUCUUUAUUUGUUUUUAAUCUUCCUAAUUAUAAACGGGUAUUUUUUUUAAUUAAUUUUUUUAAACUUUUUAAAGGAAUAUUCAAUUAUUGUUGA